AUGCAUUUGAUCCCCAAAUUAACGUCAGUCGUUAUUCCCAACUUCAGAGGACAAACUGGUAAUUUCGGUACUCAUGAUGUCAGCAAGAGCCCCAAAUCUCAGCUAGGGGAGCUCAGUGACAUUUUUAUAACCUUGACGGGUGUCAGUGGAAGUGUCAGAAACCUAAGGGAAGAGCAUGUGGUGAAGUCAUUGGUUGCAGUAGGAUUUAACAAUGUCCAGCUGCAUGAUCAAACAUCAUUGGGCAAUACCAAUGAUAGCACUGGCCUCUCGACUGUCUGUCCGUGGUUUUCAGAUGCAGUGACUGCCGCAACUGACAAGAAGCACGGGAGUAAGCAGGUUAUCAGUGUUACUCCGCGGCUCUACGACUACAUAUUAAAUAAUGUUAGAGAGUCAAAGAUAUUGCGUGAACUUAGAGAGGAGACUUCAACCAUGCACGGUAGUCAGAUGCAGGUUUCUCCUGAUCAAGCCCAACUACUCAGUAUGCUUGUCCAAAUCCUGGGAGCUAAAAGGUGCAUUGAAGUUGGGGUUUACACUGGAUAUUCAUCUCUGGCUAUUGCUUUGGCCCUGCCAGAAGGAGGUGAGUUAAUUGCAUGUGAGAGAGAUGCAAAAUCACUAGAAGUUGCCAGAAGAUACUACAAGCGUGCUGGUGUUUCACACAAGGUUGAUGUGAAACAUGGACUUGCUGCAGAUACUUUGAAGUCUAUGAUUUUGAACGGUGAAAGUUGCAGUUAUGACUUUGCUUUUGUGGACGCUGAGAAGCGAAUGUAUCAGGAAUAUUUCGAGUUGCUGCUACAGCUGGUAAGAGUUGGAGGGGUUAUUGUGCUUGAUAAUGUCCUCUGGCAUGGGAAAGUUGCUGAUCCAUUGGUAAAUGAUGCAAAGACUAUUAGCAUAAGGAAUUUUAACAAGAAUUUGAUGGAGGAUGAGCGUGUAAGCACUAGUAUGGUUGCAAUUGGUGAUGGCAUGAUAAUUUGUCGGAAGAGAUAGAUAAACAAAGGAAACACUCUUUGCCCACAUGCAAAUGCAACAAGCGGAAGAAACUUAUUAUUGUGAGAAUUAGCUUUAUUUGGGAAGUGGUUACAAGUCUUUAUAACAUAGCUACGAUUGUUUCACUGGCAAACCACCAAGUAAAAUGUCGAAGUCCCUUACAUUUAGCUUCAGGUAGUGUCAUGGUUCAGCUUUAAUCGGAUACUAGUGCAUGAAGCACACCCAAUGUGUGUACGACUAAUGAAAAUAAAAACAUACGUUAAAAAAGUAAUUUUUUGUUGAAAU
This is a messenger RNA of Coffea arabica (coffee), 1269 nucleotides long. The record is from RefSeq and is a predicted model, not a curated record. Lineage: Eukaryota; Viridiplantae; Streptophyta; Magnoliopsida; Gentianales; Rubiaceae.